CAGUGAAACAUCUUGCAAAGCUUCACUCGUGGCUUUGCAGCGCGGAGAGAAGAUCUGAGCUCCGCAGUCCAGCAGUGAACUUCUUCUUGUUCGAGUGCCCAGCAAUUUUCCUUACAGCGCUUUCAACUUUUUAAGGACCGAGUCAUCCGUGUGAUGGAGAUUUGUCCCAUCCUAUGAAGUGCGCUUUGAUGGAACCCAUCAACAUGAACAUGACACCCCGGGCCGCCUUCCUCAACAACGUGACGGGCCCUCCGAACGCCAGCCACACAGGCGACGAGCAACUCACCAACUCCAGCAUCAACUCCGACAUCCGGUUGCCAGCCACGCAGUUCCGUGUCAUCAGCACCUUUGCCCUCUUCAUCUUCGCGGCCAUAAGCAACUUGACCGUGUUGUGCACCAUCUCCCACAACCACCGCAAGACCAAGUCGCACGUGCGCAUCCUCAUCGUGAACCUGACGACGGCCGACCUGCUCAUCACAUUCAUCGUGAUGCCCCUGGACGCCGUGUGGCACAUCACGACGCAGUGGUACGCGGGCGAGUUCGCCUGCCGCCUGCUCAUGUUCCUGCGCCUCCUCGCCAUGUACUCCAGCGCCUUCAUCACCGUGGUCAUCAGCUUGGACCGCCACUCGGCCAUCCUCAAUCCGCUGGGCAUCGGCAAAGCCAAGGCCAAAAACAAGACCAUGCUGAGCGUGGCCUGGGUCCUCAGCGUUCUGCUGGCGGUCCCGCAGCUCUUUCUGUUCCACGUAAAGAGUCCCAAAGGAAACAAAAACUUCGUUCAGUGCGUCACCCACGGCAACUUCGUCGAGCAGUGGCACCACAAUCUCUACUACAUGUUCACGUUCGUGUUCCUCUUCAUACUGCCACUCUUCAUUAUGAUAUUCUGCUACUGCCGGAUUUUGCUGGAGAUCUCCAAGAGGAUGCGAGAAGGAAGCAUUUCAUCCAAAGAGAUCCGCCUUCGCCGCUCAAACAACAACAUCCCCAAGGCCCGCAUGCGCACCCUCAAGAUGAGCAUCGCCAUCGUCAGCUCCUUCGUGGUCUGCUGGACGCCCUACUACGUCCUCGGCAUCUGGUACUGGUUCGACCGGAGCAUUGUGUCACGCAAGGUCGUGCCGCACUUCGUCGAGGAGAUGUCCCUGACGUUCGGGCUGCUGAACGCGUGCCUGGACCCCGUCAUCUACGGCGUGUUCGCGGCGCACGUUCGCCGCGAGGUGCGCCGCUGCUGCCGCUGGCCCCGGACUGCGGCGCAUGACAGAGACUCGUCAUCCACGCCCGUCACGGGCUCCUUUCGCUACUCGGCCUCGUCCGUGCGGAGUCGCCGGGUGCCCUUCGCGUGCGGGGAGCAGCCCGAGGCCACCGGCGCGCACCCCACACCCGCCACGAGGCUGCUGCAGAGGGGCUGCUUAGUCGCGGGGGUCCCCGUGAACAGAGCGGCAGCCGGGAUGGCCGCUGGUGCGAAGGCGUUCUGUGAUGCCAGUGGUGGUGGCGCUGGUGGUGGCGGAGGAGGAGGCGAAGGGUGCACUGAGAAAACUCUCGUAUGUCCUGAAAGCUGCAUCUGACUGGGUGGUGGUGGUGGUGUGGUGCCUAUUAGAAGUGUGUGUGUGUGUUUGCGAUAGUUAAUUUCGUGAGAACGCACGAUGGGUUUGAAAGUUUGAGUUCAUGGCCACUACUUGCGUAGUUGUGUAUGUAAUCUGUGGGUAGCAUUCCUCCCCUUAGUGAGCUUCGUUAUUGUUUUCUAGUGAGAAUAACGCACGACACUGCGAGUUAAAAAUAUAUUUAUGGAAGCUGUAUGUUAGUAAUUUAUAGUUAUGUUUUAUUGCACUGUGUAUGCCUUGACACCAUACGUAAAUAUAUUACAAAUAUUUUUCUUAAUGUGUUUCCAUGCACAGCAUACAGUAUAAUAAAAAAAAACAUUACAAAUAAAUGUGAUAUCUAAGAUAUUACAUUAUAUGAAAUCAAAAGAAAUGAAUCAAUGAACAAUUUACUAUGUUUCCUCAAAAGUAUAUUAUCUGAAGUUAAUGAGCAAAGGUAUUUUAUAAUGAUAAACACUGCAAUAGAAAUAUGUCAAUUGUGAAUCAAAAACAACUGUUCAGCUAUUCAGCAGCCAUCGUGGCGCACCAAGUAAAGAAACUCUUCGACAUUCAACUUCGAGUGGAGUACUGCACAAAAUUAGGUUUAAUGUAAGCGAUUAUGUGAGAAUGUAAACUACAACAUGUAGUUUCAUCAUUUAGACUCCGUAUUAGUGCCAUAGAAAAAAUAAUAAAUAUAUAAGCUAGGCAGUUUGCAUUUGUAUAUGUCACCGCAGUAUAGUAUAUUUGUCUCGCCUGAAGGUUGUAUAGUUUUUAAGUUAUCAAGCCAACUUAAUAUAAUCAAUCUGUGCCACCUUUUUUUUUAUAUAUGAAGUGUGGUUUGACAGCUGAAUUGCUAUGAUAUUAAAUAACACGUUUUGAUGGCACGCAUCUAAAAAAAAACAGUGCAAGAUAAAACAUCGAUUUUUCACGGAGAUUUUUUUAUAACAAUUAGAUUAUUAAAACCUGCACUCUCUGUUUAUAAAUUGCUCUCGAGUUGCUAAAAAAUAUAUAUAGGUUUUGCAGUUUACAAUAAGUGCAUAUUAGGGACGUGUUGCAAUUUUUUGGGAUCAAUCAAAUAAUAUAUCAGAAAAUCAGGGUGCAGAAAAACGAAAUGUAGGAUGAUCCGAAACAAAAAUGACAUCACGCAUCAUAAGUCACGUGAGUGCUUCUCCCGCCAUGAGUUCCAAGUGGGUACGUGCUAUUGGACGUCUCUUUUGUUAGCAAAUUAAGACGCUGUUUAUUCAAAUCCUGUAAAUUAUCUACAUUUUUUUAUUUAAAUUAUAAAUUGUCCUUUGGAAAUAAAUAAAAACUUAGGUUUUUUUUAAAAUCCAAAACUCAUCACUUUUCGGUGGAUCAAUAAUGCCAACUCGUGUGUGUGCUGCUGACGCACAGCACCUUUGUACAAUUUUCACACAGAUAAAAAAUAAAAAUGUAUUUGCGCUAAGAUUGCCGCGAUAUCAUUUUUCACAAAACGAUAUUAAGCUUUACUACAUGACGACUGUGACACUAUCAGAUUCCAACCACUUUGUAAUUGCCUUUCACAUUGUUUACAUCCCCAUGUUGUGCUUUGAUGUACUUCAAUUCCGAAUAGAGAUUGGUUUAAAAGUUAUUCAAUUUGCAGGUCAGUCAACACGAGCCAGUCGUGAGUUUUUCUGAUCGUGAUAACUUUGCAAACUGCAAUGCUCAUCGAGAAACGUUGUACGUCACUAAUUUAAUUGGUAACAGCUAUUUUUCAUUUAGAACUUUAAUAAUUAUACUUUGUCAGGAACUGAUAUUUAAAAUGAGAGAACGAUAAUCACGACAUA
Messenger RNA from Petromyzon marinus (sea lamprey), 3373 nucleotides. RefSeq names its product gonadotropin-releasing hormone II receptor. Gene Ontology annotation, cellular component: plasma membrane. Gene Ontology annotation, biological process: cellular response to hormone stimulus; G protein-coupled receptor signaling pathway. The record is from RefSeq and is a predicted model, not a curated record. Gene Ontology annotation, molecular function: G protein-coupled receptor activity; protein-hormone receptor activity; peptide binding. NCBI's taxonomy places the organism in Eukaryota, Metazoa, Chordata, Hyperoartia, Petromyzontiformes, Petromyzontidae.